CUCCUUGUUGCCAGUUUCCAACAGUCCGAUCACUGCAUCAACAGCAUAAUGGCCGGAAUCGUGGUGAUCUUCGACUUCGAUCAAACGAUUGUCGACGUGGACAGCGAUAAUUGGGUGAUCGGCGAACUUGGUUUCACGGAUUUGGCCAAUCACCUCCUCCCCACCAUGCCUUGGAACUCCGUCAUGGACAAGAUGACGAGGGAGAUGCAUCAGCAGGGGAAAACCAUUGAUGAUAUCAUUGGAGCUUUAAAACGCGUUCCGGUCGUGUCAAAUGUCAUUUCGGCCAUCAAAUCUGCUCAUGCUUUGGGAUGUGAGUUGAGGGUUUUGAGUGAUGCAAAUUUGUUCUUCAUUGAGACGGUGCUGGAGCACCUUGGUGUGAGGAGUUACUUCUCAGAAAUCAACACUAACUCAGGAUCUGUUGAUGAAGAAGGAAGACUAAGGAUCUCACCUUACCAUGAUUUCACCAGAGCUUCACAUGGCUGCACCCUCUGCCCUCCAAAUAUGUGCAAGGGUUUAAUCAUGGAAAGGAUCCAAGCUUCCAUAGCCAAAGAGGCAAGCACCAAGAAGUUCAUCUAUGUGGGAGAUGGAAUUGGAGACUACUGUCCAAGCAUGAAACUGAAGGAAUCGGAUUUCCUGAUGCCAAGGAAGAACUUCCCCCUCUUGGGUUUGAUUAGCAAGAACCCAGUGGUGGUCAAGGCAGAAAUGCAUGAGUGGAUUGAUGGAGAUCAGCUUGAACGUCAUUUGGUUGCUACUAUUGAAAAAAUCACAUCACCAGGCUGCAAUUGAAGUGCAAUUGAAGUUCAUUAGUGCAACUGCAACAUUGGAGGAAUUUUGUGUUUGUGUGUGUGUGAGAGAGAGAGACCAUGAAAAUUGAUUGAGAUCCAUUGUGGGGUUUUUUUUUGGGGUGUUUUAAGAUUUAGAUCAUCUUUGCUUUACAAAAAACGGGGAAAGGAAAACGCAUGUACCAAGUGAGGUAUGUGUCUAGAUUAGGAUAUUGGUCUAAGAAAGUUUCAUGG
Messenger RNA from Linum tenue, 1016 nucleotides. The record is from the annotation of a GenBank genome assembly. NCBI's taxonomy places the organism in Eukaryota, Viridiplantae, Streptophyta, Magnoliopsida, Malpighiales, Linaceae.